This is a messenger RNA of Pseudopipra pipra, 9397 nucleotides long. Its product is annotated as nipped-B-like protein. Gene Ontology annotation, biological process: heart morphogenesis; establishment of mitotic sister chromatid cohesion; embryonic viscerocranium morphogenesis. The transcript has 46 exons. The coding region runs from base 1998 to 8810 and encodes 2270 amino acids. The record is from RefSeq and is a predicted model, not a curated record. Gene Ontology annotation, molecular function: chromatin binding. NCBI's taxonomy places the organism in Eukaryota, Metazoa, Chordata, Aves, Passeriformes, Pipridae. Gene Ontology annotation, cellular component: Scc2-Scc4 cohesin loading complex.
CAUUAAACUUACAUGACCACAUAUUAUAUUUUAAUGGUAAAUAUUAAUAUCUCCAGUACUGAAUUACCAUAUUCUCCAGUGCCAUCUUCAUUUCUGUACUUUCAAACAAAACCACAUACGCUUGUAAUAUAAACUUUGAUUCAUCCAACAUUACAGAUUUAGUAGCUCUUUUAAGCUUGAGAGAGGCAUUUUAAAUCUAUAUUAGAGCAUUAUUCAGGAAAUCCUAAGACUUGGAAAGAUUCAAGUGCAUUGGUGCAAGAUAUUAUCCUUUUGUGCAAAUAAUAUCCAUCCAGAGCUGAAAGAGUGUAUUUAUGUCACAGGGUAUUUAAAGCUAGCUGUGUUCAACUGUAUGGCUGAAUCCUGAAGUCCACAGACAAGGAAGGCUUCCUCUAAAAAUCAAAGGAUUUUUGUCAAAAUACUGAGGAGAAAAACGGCAUGAGUAGGAAAAGACAGUUAAUCCAUCAGAUAUAAAUGCUAUUGACCCAUUCUGUGAUUGUUCACAGCUUUACUUGUAUAGAGGAAAACCAGAAAAUCUUUCAGGCUAGGACAUUCUCUUUCCCCAAAUACUCCUUCACAACCCACAAUUAAAAUAUUUCCAGUAAAUCUGGUGGUGGCAGGGAGCAUCAGCCUUCAGCAAAGGGCCCUUAAUCCAAACAUCAGCAUUUUCCCCUGUGCUCAUCCAAAAAGGUUGUUUUAAAAAGCCACUCCACUUCGGUACGUCCACCUGUAAAUUCCUCGCCUCGGCAACGCUUUCAGCAUCGGGUGUUUCAGUUCCUGCGACGCGGCCUAUUUACACUCACACAGACGAACAUGAGCGGACAAUAACUCCAGGAAACGUCCCAGGUCUGACACAUCUCAUCCGCUGGGGCGGGUGUGUGUGCAUGUGUGUGCGUGCAACCUUUGUGAGUUCAUUCUAAGACGCCUUUUUAAGCCUGCCUCCCGUGAGGUGGUAUUUUGCAGUCCUCCUUCCUACCAUCCUUAAGGAAGGCGAAAAUAAAAGCCAAAACGUGUUUUUUUCAACGGUCACUUCAUCUCAAAUCACUGUCUGCCUUCCUCUCAGCGCGGGCCUAAACGUAAACUCCGGUCUUCUUCACCAGAAAGGGAGAGAGAAGAAAGAAACUGAGGCAGCAGCUGAAGGGGUGGGGAAGGGGAGAGACAGUCACGCAGUAGAGACUCAGUUGUGCCCGCCGCUGCUAGGUAAGGCAAGGCGGGAGGGAACCACUCCAGCUGCGGCAGAGCUAGGAAGGGAGCGGCGUAGAGCAGUGCAGUAACAGCAGCGGAAACGACGCUAGUUGAGCGAGUAAGAAGGGGGAAGUUGUUGGUGUUUGGCGCCGGUGGAGGGAGUCAUUCCUGCAGCUGCGCUUCCGGUCGGCAUUUUGUUCUGAGGGAGCGAGAGAGACACACACAGAGGAUCCUUUCCUUUUCUUCCCUCCCCCCCCUCCUUCUCCUCCUCUUCUUCUUCCUCUUCCCCCUCCCUCCCCUCGGUACCGACUCACGGCUCACUGCGCCCAGGCUGCUCCUUCCCCCACCCUCCUGCACUCGCAUGUACAGAGGGAGCAGCGGCCCCUUGGCAGCUGCCCUGCCCUGCCCUCCCCUCCCCCCACUCCGCGGCUUGGAGCGUGUCUCGGAACCGGUUUGGUUCGGCCCGUGUUGAUGCUGUGAAGCGGGCUCGGGGGAAAGGGAUUUGUCCUGGCCGCUCACCCCCUGGCUCUACAUGUUCGCUGCACUGAGGAGGAGACGGAAGAGGAUCCAGCCCCCCUCCCGGCCCGGAUUAUUGUUGUUAUAUUAUCUCCCUUCCUCCUCCUGCUCCGCGGUGGCGGCGGCCUAGUAGCGGCGACAGCUCCUCUAAGGAGGGAGGGGUGGAUUUCUCUCCCCUUCUCUCGGAUUCUCGUUGGAUUCGGACGCCGAUUUGUUCAGUGCUUGGGAGAUGGGAAGUAAUGAUAGCUGGCACCUGAACUAAAAUAUCUGUGUAGGCGCUACCAUCUCAGAACUUCAGGAUGAAUGGGGAUAUGCCUCAUGUUCCCAUCACUACUCUUGCAGGGAUUGCUAGUCUUACAGACCUUUUGAACCAGCUGCCUCUUCCAUCACCUUUACCUGCUACAACAACAAAAAGCCUGCUUUUCAAUGGACGGAUAGCUGAAGAGGUGAACUGCCUUCUGGCUUGCAGGGAUGAAAAUCUGGUUUCACAGCUCAUCCACAGUCUCAAUCAGGUGUCAACAGAUCACAUAGAAUUGAAAGAUAACCUUGGCAGUGAUGAUCCAGAGGGAGAUAUACCAGUCUUGCUGCAGGCUGUCCUGUCAAGGAAUCCUAAUGUUUUCAGGGAGAAAAGCAUGCAAAACAGAUAUGGGGUACAAAGCGGGAUGAUGAUGUCGCAGUUUAAUAUUUCUCAGAAUUCCAUGAGAGGUAGUCCUGCAUCUUCUAAUUAUCAACAAACCACUAUCUCACAUAGCCCUUCCAGCCGAUUUGUGCCACCACAAACAAGCUCUGGUAACAGAUUUUUGGCACAACAGAAUAGUCCAGUGCCUAGUCCAUAUGCUCCUCAAAGUCCUGCAGGAUACAUGCCAUAUUCACAUCCUCCAAGUUAUACACCACAUCCUCAGAUGCAGCAAGCUUCGGUAUCCAGUCCCAUUGUCACAGCUGGGAUGAGGAAUCUCCAUGAAAAUAAAGUUUCAAGUCAAUUGUCUGGAAAUUCAGCUAAUCAUCAUGCUGAUAAUUCUAGACAUGGCUCAAAUGAAGACUAUCUACAAAUGGUGCACAGGCUAAGUAGUGAUGAUGGCGAUCCUUCAGUAAAGAAUGCUGCAUCUUUUUCCUUGAGGUCACCACAGUCAGUCUGCUCUCCAGCUGGAAGUGAUGGAACCCUUAAAGGAUCAAGACAACCUUUAAUCCAACAAUCUCAACCUCCACCUUAUUCAUCACCUAGAGAUGUUCCCCCAGACAUAUUGUUAGACUCUCCAGAAAGAAAGCAAAAGAAACAAAAGAAAAUGAAGUUAGGCAAGGAUGAAAAAGACCAGACUGAAAAAGCUGCAAUGUAUGAUAUCAUUAGUUCUCCUUCCAAGGACUCCACUAAGCUUACAUUAAGACUCUCUCGUGUAAGAUCUUCGGAUAUGGACCAGCAGGAUGAUAUGCUUUCUGGUUUGGAAAACAGCAGUGUGUCAGAGGGUGAUAUUCCUUUUAAUGUGCAGUACCCAGGACAGACUUCUAAAACACCCGUUACGCCACAGGAUGUUAACCGCCCAUUAAACUCUGUUCAGUGUUUGCUACAGCAUGAACAGACAGCUUUCCUUCAGGCACAACAAGUGCCUGUUUUACAACAGAACACUUCAGUUGCUGCAAAACAACCUCAAACUCCUGUGGUACAGACACAGCAACAGGUUUCGCAACAAGGAGCUAUAUCGUCAUAUGAUGAAGUAGAAUUGGAUGCAUUGGCUGAAAUUGAGCGGAUAGAACGUGAAUCAGCUAUUGAAAGGGAGCGAUUUUCAAAAGAAGUGCAAGAUAAAGGUAGCAUAGAUCAGUCAGUAUUAAAGGAAUUGCCUCCUGAGCUCCUGGCAGAAAUUGAAUCCACCAUGCCGCUUUGUGAACGUGUGAAAAUGAACAAGCGCAAACGUAGCACAGUUAAUGAGAAACCAAAAUAUGCUGAAAUCAGUUCUGAUGAAGACAAUGACAGUGAAGAAACUUUUGAAUCAUCUCGUAAAAGACAUAAAAAGGAUAGAGAUGAAGCUUGGGAGUAUGAAGAACAUGAUAGAAGAAGCUCUGGUGACCAUAGGAGAAGUGGUUAUUGUCAUGAAGGAAGGAGAACUUCUGGUAGUAGCCGUUAUCGUAAUCGCAGUCCCAAUGACUCUGAUAUGGAUGAUUAUUCUCCUCUUCCUAGUCUCAGUGAGGUGGCUAGAAAAAUGAAGAAAAAAGAAAAACAAAAAAAGAGGAAAGCUUAUGAACCUAAACUAACACCUGAAGAAAUGAUGGAUUCUUCUACUUUCAAAAGAUUUACUGCUUCAAUAGAGAAUAUUUUGGAAAAUUUAGAAGACAUGGAUUUUACAGCUUUUGGCGAUGAUGAUGAGAUUCCACAAGAAUUGCUACUGGGAAAGCAUCAGCUUAGUGAGUUGGGUAGUGAAUCUGCAAAAAUCAAGGCAAUGGGCAUUAUGGACAAGCUCUCAACAGAUAAAACAGUAAAAGUCUUGAAUAUUUUGGAGAAGAAUAUUCAAGAUGGAUCGAAGCUUUCUACAUUACUUAACCAUAACAAUGACACUGAAGAUGAGGAGAGAUUAUGGAGAGAUCUUAUUAUGGAGAGAGUGACAAAAUCUGCUGAUGCUUGUCUUACUGCUAUCAAUAUUAUGACAUCACCAAAUAUGCCUAAAGCUGUAUAUAUUGAGGAUGUAAUAGAAAGAGUAAUUCAAUACACAAAAUUUCAUUUGCAGAACACUCUCUAUCCUCAAUAUGAUCCUGUGUAUAGAGUGGAUCCUCAUGGUGGUGGUGUUUUAAGUUCAAAAGCAAAACGUGCUAAGUGUUCCACCCACAAGCAAAGAGUUAUAGUGAUGUUAUAUAACAAAGUUUGUGACAUUGUCAGCAGUUUGUCAGAGUUGCUAGAGAUACAGCUUCUCACCGAUACAACUAUUCUUCAAAUAUCAUCUAUGGGAAUAACACCUUUCUUUGUAGAAAAUGUCAGUGAACUACAGUUAUGUGCCAUCAAAUUAGUGACUGCAGUGUUCUCCAAGUAUGAAAAACAUAGACAGUUAAUACUAGAAGAAAUUUUCACUUCCCUUGCAAGACUACCGACUAGCAAGAGGAGUUUGAGAAAUUUCAGGUUAAACAGCAGUGACACUGAUGGAGAGCCUAUGUAUAUUCAGAUGGUAACAGCACUAGUUCUGCAGCUUAUUCAAUGUGUGGUGCAUUUGCCCUCAAUGGAAAAAGAUUCUAAUUCAGAGGAGGAAUCAAACAAAAAAGUGGAUCAAGAUGUGCUUAUGACUAACUCAUAUGAAACAGCCAUGAGAACAGCACAAAACUUCCUUUCUAUUUUCCUUAAGAAGUGUGGCAGUAAACAAGGGGAAGAAGAUUACAGACCACUGUUUGAGAACUUCAUUCAGGAUCUUCUUUCCACAGUUAAUAAACCAGAAUGGCCAGCUGCAGAGUUGCUACUUAGCUUAUUAGGAAGGCUAUUGGUUCACCAGUUCAGUAACAAAUCUACAGAAAUGGCAUUAAGAGUUGCAUCACUUGACUAUCUUGGAACUGUAGCUGCAAGACUCAGGAAAGAUGCAGUCACUAGCAAAAUGGAUCAAGGUUCUAUAGCGAGAAUACUCAAACAGGUUUCAGGAGGAGAAGAUGAAAUUCAACAGCUGCAAAAGGCUUUGCUAGAUUAUCUGGAUGAGAACACAGAAACUGAUGCAUCAUUAGUGUUUUCUCGGAAGUUUUAUAUAGCUCAGUGGUUCCGUGAUACAACUAUGGAGACAGAGAAAGCAAUUAAAUCUCAGAAGGAUGAGGAUUCAUCUGAAGGAACUCAUCAUGCAAAAGAUGUUGAGACCACAGGGCAAAUCAUGCAUAGAGCGGAAAGUCGCAAAACAUUUCUUCGCAGCAUCAUUAAAACUGCUCCAUCUCAGUUCAGUACAUUAAAGAUGAAUUCUGAUACUGUGGACUAUGAAGAUGCAUGUUUGAUUGUUCGCUACUUGGCCUCUAUGAGGCCAUUUGCCCAGAGCUUUGAUAUUUAUUUGACACAGAUUCUGCGUGUACUUGGUGAAAAUGCAAUUGCCGUUCGAACAAAAGCCAUGAAGUGUCUGUCUGAGGUUGUUGCUGUAGACCCCAGUAUUCUAGCCAGGCUGGAUAUGCAACGAGGUGUUCACGGACGGUUAAUGGAUAACUCCACUAGUGUACGAGAAGCAGCUGUGGAGCUGCUUGGCCGAUUUGUGCUCUGUCGUCCUCAGCUUGCUGAGCAGUAUUAUGACAUGCUGAUCGAAAGAAUAUUGGAUACUGGUAUCAGUGUAAGAAAAAGAGUCAUAAAGAUACUUAGGGAUAUCUGCAUUGAACAACCAACAUUUCCCAAAAUUACUGAGAUGUGUGUGAAAAUGAUUCGGAGAGUUAAUGACGAAGAAGGCAUUAAGAAAUUAGUAAAUGAGACAUUCCAGAAGCUCUGGUUUACUCCAACUCCACAUCAUGACAAAGAAGCAAUGACCAGGAAAAUACUAAACAUUACUGAUGUGGUUGCAGCUUGUAGAGAUACAGGGUAUGAUUGGUUUGAACAGCUUCUUCAAAAUCUGUUGAAGUCAGAAGAGGAUGCCUCAUAUAAACCUGUGAAGAAAGCCUGUACUCAACUUGUUGACAAUUUGGUUGAGCACAUUCUUAAAUAUGAGGAAUCCUUGUCAGAUUCUGACAACAAAGGUGUGAAUUCUGGUCGCUUGGUUGCUUGCAUAACCACUUUGUUCUUAUUCAGCAAAAUCAGGCCCCAGCUAAUGGUCAAACAUGCCAUGACCAUGCAGCCAUACCUGACCACUAAAUGUAGUACCCAGAAUGAUUUCAUGGUGAUCUGCAAUGUUGCAAAAAUCUUAGAACUUGUAGUGCCACUAAUGGAACACCCAAGUGAGACCUUUCUUGCCACUAUUGAGGAAGACCUCAUGAAACUCAUCAUCAAAUAUGGCAUGACGGUUGUUCAGCAUUGUGUGAGCUGUCUUGGGGCUGUUGUGAACAAGGUCACCCAGAACUAUAAAUUUGUAUGGGCCUGUUUUAAUAGAUACUAUGGUGCACUUUCAAAAUUAAAAAGUCAACAUCAAGAAGACCCCAACAGUACAAUACUUACUGCCAAUAAACCAGCACUCCUUAGAUCACUUUUCACUGUUGGAGCACUGUGUCGGCAUUUUGAUUUUGAUCAGGAAGAUUUUAAGGGCAACAGUAAGGUUAACAUUAAAGAUAAAGUACUUGAACUGCUGAUGUAUUUUACAAAGCAUUCAGAUGAAGAAGUACAGACGAAAGCCAUUAUUGGCCUUGGAUUUGCAUUUAUACAACACCCAAGUUUAAUGUUCGAACAGGAAGUGAAGACUCUGUACAACAGCAUUCUUUCAGAUAAGAACUGUUCAGUAAAUUUAAAAAUCCAGGUGUUAAAAAACCUCCAGACCUACUUGCAGGAGGAGGAUACACGUAUGCAGCAGGCCGACAGAGAUUGGAAAAAAGUAGCAAAACAGGAAGACCUGAAAGAAAUGGGUGAUAUUUCCUCAGGGAUGAGUAGUUCCAUCAUGCAGCUAUAUCUCAAACAGGUCCUUGAGGCUUUCUUUCAUACCCAGUCCAGUGUACGUCACUUUGCUCUAAAUGUCAUUGCACUGACAUUAAACCAGGGUCUCAUCCAUCCUGUUCAGUGUGUGCCAUACUUAAUUGCUAUGGGCACAGAUCCAGAGCCCUCUAUGCGAAACAAAGCUGACCAGCAAUUGGUGGAAAUAGACAAAAAAUAUGCUGGGUUCAUUCACAUGAAAGCAGUGGCUGGUAUGAAGAUGUCUUACCAGGUACAACAGGCAAUCAAUACCUGCCCAAAGGAUCCUGUAAGAGGUUUUAGACACGAUGAGUCAUCCAAUGCACUGUGUUCACACCUAUACUCCAUGAUUCGAGGGAACCGUCAACACAGACGAGCGUUUCUAAUUUCUUUACUCAACCUCUUUGAUGAUACUGCAAAAACAGAGGUGAAUAUGCUCUUGUACAUAGCAGACAAUCUAGCCUGUUUUCCUUAUCAAACACAGGAAGAGCCACUGUUUAUAAUGCAUCAUAUAGACAUUACACUAUCAGUUUCUGGUAGCAACCUACUACAGUCAUUUAAAGAGUCUAUGGUGAAAGAGAAAAAAAAGGAAAGAAACCCUUCAUCAGACGAGGAGACUGAAAGUGACAGUAACAGUGGUAGUGAAAGCGAAAGUGAGGAGGAAGCUUCUAAGCCUCGGAGGUUACGGAAACGAGUAAACUCUGAUUCAGAUUCUGAUGAAGAAAAUGAUAUAAAUGCUGUGAUGAAAUGUUUACCAGAAAAUUCAGCUCCUUUAAUUGAAUUUGCAAAUGUUUCCCAAGGCAUAUUAUUACUUUUGAUGCUGAAACAGCAUUUAAAGAACCUCUGUGGAUUCUCUGAUAGUAAAAUUCAGAAAUAUUCUCCAUCUGAAUCUGCAAAAGUUUAUGAUAAAGCGAUAAACAGGAAGACAGGAGUGCAUUUCCAUCCAAAACAAACUCUGGAUUUUCUGCGGAGUGAUAUGGCUAAUUCCAAGAUCACUGAAGAAGUGAAGAGGAGUAUAGUAAAACAGUACUUAGAUUUCAAGCUCCUUAUGGAACAUUUGGAUCCUGAUGAAGAGGAAGAAGAUGGAGAGGUGUCAGCUAGCACAAAUGCUCGUAACAAAGCAAUUACCUCGCUUCUUGGAGGAGGCAGCCCUAAAAACAAUGCAGCUGAGACAGAGGAUGAUGAAAGUGAUGGGGAGGAUAGAGGAGGAGGCACUUCAGGGUCAUUGAGAAGGUCAAAACGAAAUUCAGACUCUACAGAGUUGGCAGCACAGAUGAAUGAAAGUGUUGAUGUCAUGGAUGUCAUCGCUAUUUGCUGUCCAAAGUACAAAGACCGACCACAAAUUGCAAGAGUAGUACAGAAAACCAGCAAUGGCUUCAGUGUUCAGUGGAUGGCAGGCUCCUACAGUGGCUCCUGGACUGAGGCUAAGCGCCGUGAUGGCCGCAAACUGGUGCCUUGGGUAGACACUAUUAAAGAGUCAGACAUUAUUUACAAAAAAAUUGCUCUAACGAGUGCUAAUAAGCUGACUAAUAAAGUUGUUCAGAAUUUACGAUUGCUGUAUGCUGCCAAGGAUGGAACUUCCAGCUAAUGAAUUUGUACUUGCAGCCAAAUUUACAGGAAUUGAAAUAACAGAAAAACUUGAAAUAUCAACUUUCUGGCAAAAAAAAAAAAAAUCAGUUAAAUGAAGAGUAAGAAUGGAACCUGGGAUGCAGGAAAAAAAGAAGGAAAUGUUUGGUAAACAUUUAUGUGGGAGCUUCCUUCGCUGUUGUGCAGCAGAAACUUCUCAGUUCAUUUUUACUCCCACUGUAUUAUAGUUUAAAAAUUUGUUUAUAUCUUGAAAAAAACCUUUCUGUUAAAAACAUAAACAAGUGAAUGUUGGAAAUUAGUCUGUUAAUGUUCUUAAUAAAGUGUUCUUGGAGUUUAACCUAGCAGCGGAUGGCUUUCUUUAGCGUAGCCAGUUUCCAGGGAAGCACUGUUUUUACAGGCUGUAAAAUGGCAGAAUCUCCCGGAUAUAAUUUUUUUCUGUUGAAGAAAAAAAACAAGAAAGAAAAAAACUGCAUGCAGUAUCUAUGACCUAUCUGCAGGAGGAGGUUUUGUAAAUGUAGAUUUUGAUGUAUUAGGUCACCCUGAAAUAAUACAAGAAAAGGGAUCCCCAGCAAAUCUGGUGGAAUGAAU